Messenger RNA from Gymnodraco acuticeps, 2620 nucleotides. It is a transcript of the gene ppat, whose product is annotated as phosphoribosyl pyrophosphate amidotransferase. NCBI's taxonomy places the organism in Eukaryota, Metazoa, Chordata, Actinopteri, Perciformes, Bathydraconidae. Gene Ontology annotation, molecular function: amidophosphoribosyltransferase activity. The transcript is spliced from 11 exons. Gene Ontology annotation, biological process: purine nucleotide biosynthetic process; purine nucleobase biosynthetic process. The record is from RefSeq and is a predicted model, not a curated record. The coding region runs from base 162 to 1685 and encodes 507 amino acids.
UCACAACUCGUGAUUCCGCUUCAACAAUGUCAGCUGAGUUCAUGUGGCUUUAACAAACAACGGUACACGUGUUCGUUCAAUGCUAUCAGAACUGGUGUAGGAAAACGCAAGAGACUUGUUAACCACCCGGUUACCGGAGGACCGAGACUCACGAAGGCCUGAUGGAGUUUGAGGAUAACGGUAUCGGGGAGGAGUGCGGGGUGUUCGGCUGUGUGGCGGCCGGAGAGUGGCCCACACAGCUGGAGGUGGCUCAGGUCCUAACUCUGGGACUGGUGGCGCUACAGCACAGGGGUCAGGAAAGUGCCGGGUUUGUCGUGAGUAAUGGAGCCAGUCCGCCUACAUACACGACCCACAAGGGAAUGGGAUUAGUGAGCACUGCUUGCCCUUCAGAGGCUCUUCUGAAACUGCGCUCUGGUAACCUGGGUAUUUGUCACACUCGCUAUUCAACUACUGGGUUCUCAGAGCUGCAGAACUGCCAGCCCUUUGUGGUGGAUACACUGCACGGCAAGAUCGCAGUAGCACACAAUGGAGAGCUGGUUAAUGCUCUUGCCCUGCGGAGAAAGGUCAUGCGUCACGGAGUGGGCCUCUCCACCAGCUCAGACAGUGAGCUCAUCACCCAGCUGCUGGCACUGACUCCACCUAUGGAGGAGCGGGACGCACCAAACUGGGUCGCCAGAAUUAAAAAUCUGAUGAGUGAGACCCCUACAUCGUACUCACUGCUGGUGAUGUUCAAAGAUGUUAUCUAUGCGGUGCGUGACCCUUACGGAAAUCGCCCCCUCUGCAUUGGACGGAUUGUUCCCGUCUCUAAGCUGCACUCAGGAGAGGAGGACACCGAGGGCUGGGUCGUGUCAUCAGAGUCCUGCAGCUUCCAGUCCAUCGGAGCCAAGUAUUACAGAGAGGUCUUACCAGGAGAGAUAGUGCAGAUAUCCAAACACGGAGUCAAGUCUCUGAGUGUCGUCCCGCGCCCUGAGGGAGACCCCCCCGCCUUCUGCAUAUUUGAAUAUGUUUACUUUGCCAGACCGGACUCUAUUUUUGAAGGGCAGAUGGUGUACACUGUCAGACAGCGCUGUGGUCGUCAGUUGGCUAUCGAGGCUCCAACCGACGCAGACGUGGUCAGCACUGUGCCAGAGUCUGCAACUCCUGCAGCCCUGGGCUACGCUCAGCAGUCUGGGCUGCCAUACGUAGAGGUUCUGUGUAAGAACCGCUACGUCGGGAGAACGUUUAUUCAACCGAAUACCCGCUUAAGGCAGCUAGGAGUUGCCAAGAAGUUUGGGGCUUUGACCGACAAUUUUGCUGGGAAGCGGGUGGUGCUCAUUGACGACUCCAUCGUGAGAGGCAACACCAUCUCCCCCAUUAUAAAACUGCUGAAGGAGGCCGGUGCGACGGAGGUUCACAUAAGGGUUGCCUCUCCACCGAUCAGAUACCCCUGCUACAUGGGCAUCAAUAUUCCCACCAAGGAGGAGCUCAUCGCUAACAAGCCCGAGUUUCAGGACAUUGCCGGAUACAUUGGUGCUGCCAGUGUUAAGUAUCUCACUGUGGAGGGCCUGGUGUCCGCCGUUCAGGAGGGAAUCGCCUCCCUGAAGGAGAAGGACGAGAUGAUCAGCACCAGCAACACGUCCGGCAAGAGAGUGGGCCACUGCACCGCCUGUCUGACCGGGAAGUACCCGGUGGAGCUGGAGUGGUAACGCCAUGACGACGAGCGACUGCAGCAGCUCUGUGGCUGUACUGCGGGCUCCUAGUACUGCUGAUGCAUGUAAAUGAAAUCUCUGUGGACUGGAAAAGUGUUCAAGGAUUUCAAUACCGCUAUCUGGGACACUAAAAGAUGUAUUAUAGACAAAACAGCGUAUUCUUUCUCUACAGUGUCAUUGUCCUGCUCAGAUGCCGUCAUCUAACCUUAUAAUUUGGAUGUUUUGAGGUGAGAUUGUAUGAGUUACUUAAACAGGAUAGGUGCAUUUCCUGAUUGCAUCCAGCAUGCCCCAAAAUUGGACAAGCAAUUACAUGUUCUGCUCAGCAGCCAAAAUGCAUUUCAGCCACCUAAAACCUGUGGCAUACACAUGACUACAUAUAACAGCUGCAGUUCCCCCUCAGAAAAGGCUGUCUUACUGCAAGGUAAUAUGUUGAAAAUAUUGUCAAUAAUGUGGCUAAAGUAUACUUUUGUCCCCAGCAGUACAAUGCUUUGCCUUUUCUGCAAACUGAGGACAUGCAGACAGUUAUAUUCUGUAUACACCGGCUGAAGUAGCUCAUACAACCUUCACAUCUAAACUUUUCUUUAUGUUGAAAAUGUUACUUUGGAUAACCUCCACUACUGAGUCUCUCUUUGCUGCAGUUUAGUCUGUUUACUUCCCUCAUGUCAUGCCUUUAUUUGUUUUUGAAAGUUACCAUGUAAAUGAAUUUUUCGUAAAAGUCUUUAUACUAGUUUUCACAUUCCAUGUCAAAAAAGUGCACAAGGCUCAUGACCAAAAGAGAGAACUCUUUAUUUGAUCACGUUUAUGACUUUCUCCUUUUGCCUGAAAUGAACCAUGCUUUUCUUUUUCGGUCUGACUGUUCGAUAUUUUUUUGUCUAAACUUUAAAACUUGCAUGAAUAUAAUGUAAAGUUUAAUAAACACAAUAACUGCAAAU